UGGGGCCAGGAGCCUCGCCUGCUCUGCGGCUCCGCCAUUAAUCCAGCGCCCGGCCGGCGGGAUCGAAGAGGAGAGAAAAGGCGCGGCGCCGUCGGAUCCCUCCCCGCUCCCCAAAACCCCGCAAUCCGGGGACGGGCUCCUCUCCCCCGGCUCCGCUACGACGGCGGGACGGCCGGGUGGAAGCGGCCCGAGCAGCCGCCCGCUUGCGCCGGGAUUGCAGGAGCUCCCUCUACAAACCAAGAGAGGUCAACAUUUUCACAAGGGCUUCACAGCAUCUUCUGUAACCUGGAAGCUAACACGGCUUGAGAUUCCCCUCUGCCAAUCCAGAGGAGAAAAUGGGACUUGGGUUUCAAACCAGAAUUUAAAAGAAGCGGGGGGAAAGCUUCCCCUCCAGUGAGCUUCAUCGGGGCCGGGUUUUUUUAUGAAGUGUUCCAGUUCCAAAUUGGUGGUUUGAUAAUUCGGGGAGACAUGGAGCCCAAAUCUGGAAGUCCAGAAGGGGAACGUGUAAGGAAACCCUGUGGUGACGAUUUCUCCAAAUGCACGGAGAUGGAGCAAUUAGGAUGGAAGCUUUCGCAAGAAAUCAAACGGGAAUCUUUCCGAGGGUUGCAGCAACCCUGGAAAACCCAAUGGCAGGACUUCCUGAAGACCUUGCCGUCUCCCCACAUGGGAAGGGAGGAGGACUCUGAGAUGCUGGCCAGCGCCCCUUGGGAUGACCCCAAGGCCUUCCUGAUCUCCUUUGAGCAGGUGGCCCAAGCCUGCCAGUGGCCCACGGGCGAGUGGGUGCCUCGACUCCUGCCAGCCCUGAGCGGGGAAGCGAAGCAGGCCUUCAGCGGCUUAGAAGCAAAGGACAAGGAGGAUUAUGGGAAAGUGAAGGCGGCCAUCUUGAGAGGGGAAGCCAUCAGGAUCGAGGUGCAACGGCAGCACUUCCGGCAGUUCCGCUUCCAGGAGAUCGAAGACCCGCGUAGGGUUUACGGACAACUGCAGAGGCUUUGCCGCCAGUGGCUGAAGCCGGAGAGACGCACCAAAGAACAGAUCCUGGAGCUGCUGAUCCUGGAGCAGUUCCUGGCCAGCCUCCCACCGGAGCUCCAGAGCUCGAUCCGAGCAGGAGGGUCGGACACAUGUUCCCAGGCGGUGGCCCUGAUAGAGAAUUUCCUGCUGAACCGGCAGGAGGUUAAGGAGCCGUCGCAGGAGGCCAUCGCCAAGAGUUCCCUGGGUGAAGAGAGGGUCACCUUGGAUGUUGAUGAGGAAGAGAUCUACGAAGACAUUAAACAGAACAAUAACGGAGUAAUCCAUUUGUUGGGUAAUGGAAGCAAAGACUGUGGCGAUUCCAGCUCCUUGCUUCCUCCCGAGGGAGAGGAAACGGAUCAAGCUUCUCCUAGUAAGGAGCUCAUGGACUUGAAAGACGCUGGUGUUUCGCUGAAUGUGGUUGAGCCCACCCCGAUCCAGUCGGGCCAGCAGACCAUGUUCUGGCAAGUCAUGCAGGAAGAGGACGGGGAUGCAGAGUCUUUGGAGGGACUCUUGGUGCCCAAACCAGACCUGGCUUCCAAUCCAGAAGAAGGAGAAGAAGAGCCGAGUUAUAUCCAGUUUCCUGUUGACAGCGAGAGAAUUCCAAAUCACGAAACAGGACCCAAGGACUCUUCGCUUUCGGAGGCUGCGCCCAGACCGUCAGGAGGCGCCCGGUUCUCCCGGAACAUCUCUUGCCCCCUCCGGGAUUUCACGGGCUCCCACUGGAAGCAUCCCCGCUGGACAGACGACGAAAUCCAAGCUUUUAUUGAGAUCUGGGGGGACACAUCUGUACAGCGAGCCCUCUUCUCCAACUACCGGACGGUCUCUCAGUUUGAGUGGAUCUCAUGCCAGAUGAAGGCCCGGGGUUACGACCGGAAUUGGCUCCAGUGCCGGGAAAAAGCCAAACAUCUCCGGAAAAGCUACAAGGAUUGCCUCGGAGGGCACAGCCACUGGGGAUCUGGGAGGAGAGCGUGGCCUUUUUUCAACCAGCUGAAUCAAUUCCUGCGGGUUGAGCAGGAGCUGGUGGUUCCGCGGGAGAUCGGGCGUAAGGAGGUCCAGCAUCAUCUCGUGGACCGCCGGCGCAAAAGAGUGAAGAACGCGGCCGGUCCGGUGGCCAAAACUGCCCAGGUUCAAGUGGAGGUAGAAGCCCGUGAGCUGCAGUCAAAGAAGCAGGCAAAGCAUCCCCCUCGCUUGUCCAAUGGGACUUCCCGCUCAGGAAGCCAAAAGCCACCGCUGACCAACGCCGAACGGAUGAGAAAUAUUCGCAAGUCCUGGCAGGAAAGGAGAGCAGACGUCGGUCAAGCCAGAGGUGGAAUUGGGGACUCUGCGACCGGAAGCCCUUUCAUGGACCCAGCCCUACCGGGAUCCCACAAGGCUGACCCGGCACCCUCGAGUGAAAUCGAGAAGGCAUGGGAAGAGUGCGAAAGGAAAGCGGUGGAGAAGCUGGAAGGCUACUUACGCGAGAAAGGCUGGAAACUACAAACCGGGCACUCGAGCCGGACCGGAAUUCUCCAGGAUGUCUUGUCUAUCGUUUGCAAGGGCCGUACGGCUCCGUCUCUGCCCGUUCUUACUUCCCCUGCCCAAGAGCCCCCCUUUUCUUCCCCGACGCCCCGUUCUGAAACAUCGACAGAGUCCCAAGUCUCAGCAGAGCCGUGCAAAAAUUCAGAGGCCUCUUCGGCUUCUCCUCCUCCUCCUCCUCCUCUUCCUCCCUCUUCUCAGGGCAGCUUGUCGGACAGAAGCAUUCGCCUGAAAAGGAAGCGUUCUCUGCCGGCACGGUUUCAGUGCUGACCUCGUUUUAUUCCCUUUUCGGGUUUGUGCGUUAGCUGGUGACGAAAAGAGGCCUUGGAUGCAACUGAAGAGCUCCCAAAUGGAAGGGGAGACGCUUACCGAAUUCUCACAGUGGAACAUUCCUGCAACAACAACCGUUCACGAACAAAGUUGCGAGACCCACGUGGAGCUGGGG
Messenger RNA from Pantherophis guttatus, 2968 nucleotides. Its product is annotated as zinc finger protein 18-like. Gene Ontology annotation, biological process: regulation of transcription by RNA polymerase II. Gene Ontology annotation, molecular function: DNA-binding transcription factor activity, RNA polymerase II-specific; RNA polymerase II cis-regulatory region sequence-specific DNA binding. The record is from RefSeq and is a predicted model, not a curated record. Lineage: Eukaryota; Metazoa; Chordata; Lepidosauria; Squamata; Colubridae.